AUGGUGGAUGAAGCCCAGAACGAUGUCAAUAAUGAGCUUAACAAUCUGCCUGCCAACCAAGCUGGCACUAUAACUGGCUCCGUUCCCACGGAUGAGGUAGAGGCACAGGCGAUCAUGGGAGCCAACGGGCCAACCAUGGAGAAGACUAUGACGGAAGAGUUCAACAACGUUGACGGGUCACAUUCGGACGAUGCGACGGUAGCUGACGCCAUCAUUGACGCUGCCAACAAGGACAACAUCGAUGUGACCGGAAAGGUCGGUGCCAAGAUGUAUCAGAAGGUGUUGGACGGUCUGGACGACAAGCGGGCGGCCUGGUUGCGAGGAUCUCUCCCUAACUACAGGGCGGAAUCCAAGUACAUCACCAGUGGUGUGACAGGAAACUAUGAGAAGGAGCUCGAGAACGCUCCCACCAUGGCUGUAGUGAACGGCAAGCUUUCUCCACGCAUCGUCGCAGGGUCCAUCAUCGACGAAGCUGAGAAGGACGAGACUUCUCCUGACUGCACCGGAUCAGUCGACAAGGACGGCAAGCACGGAGUUGGUAGGGGUACCCCUCCUUGCCAGGAGAUUGUGGCCUUCAAGAAGCAGACCAACAAUGCCAACUUGCAGAACAAUCCUACUCCGCUCACUGACAACGCAGGAAGCGAUGGAGGAUCAGGAUCAGGAUCAGGAUCAGGAGCAUGA
Molecule: messenger RNA, 681 nt
Organism: Guillardia theta CCMP2712
Lineage: Eukaryota; Cryptophyceae; Pyrenomonadales; Geminigeraceae
Exons: 6
Coding region: 1-681 (226 amino acids)
Source: RefSeq, a predicted model, not a curated record